Molecule: messenger RNA, 8688 nt
Organism: Rhipicephalus microplus (southern cattle tick)
Lineage: Eukaryota; Metazoa; Arthropoda; Arachnida; Ixodida; Ixodidae
Gene: tst
Product: superkiller complex helicase subunit twister
Biological process (GO): nuclear-transcribed mRNA catabolic process, 3'-5' exonucleolytic nonsense-mediated decay
Cellular component (GO): Ski complex
Molecular function (GO): RNA helicase activity; ATP binding; RNA binding
Source: RefSeq, a predicted model, not a curated record
UUGCAUGUUCAAAGGUACAGUUUCCCUUCUCUAACUGGUAGUGUGUAGGUGUUCUAUGAUGACAGCGCCAAAUUCCUCUCUAGGUGUUUCUGUAUGAAACGUUGUACUAGCACUGUAGAACACAAUGCAAUUAAAUUCUUUCAGUGGUGAAAAAGAGCGCUGAUUUCACUCCGCAUUCUAGUUUUUAAGUACUACAUACACGGAAUCAUAAAUACAUUGACUGACCGUCGUUUCUUGAAGCAUGUGCACUUGACAUCGGUGAUCAGCUGUGAGUCCUUGCUUUCCUGGUGUGCUUUCAUGCAUUCUUUAGUAGUUUCAGGAUAAAAGAUUGCUACAUCAUGGAAAGUCUCCCACAACAUUUGCACUUCAAGGAGCUGUGGGGUGGAACCGAUGUUGAUAUCGAACCUGAACAGUGUUCUAAUCUCUUUGAUUCGCCAUUUCCAUUUGGCAUUCCACCAGUGAUACCUGAUGCUGAGGAUCAUGCUAACGAAAUCUUGGAUGAUAUUUGGGAAGGCUCUAACACACAUUGCUUACAUAAUUCGCAAAGGUGCUUUUUGCCUCCUCCUAACAUAAACUCCUUACUUUCAUGCGAUGUUUCAAUGGUUCCGUCAGAGCUCAAGGUCCUAAGAAACCUGACUUCAGGAACACACGAAGGAUAUGAAGAGGUGUUUACAGAAGAAGAUGAACUAGAAGAUAACAAACAAGUGAUAGACCUUACCAAAGACUUGCUGACAGUUCCACCUGGAUUUGAAGAAGGUGUGACUUUUGACAGUGAGCAACGUUCAAGUGAGGACAAGCUCUCAGUGCGUCAUGUGCUCAAUUUAGCUGACGUGCUAUCUUCUGGAGAGCCGGAGGUCUUGGAGGAACCCAGCUUAGAAGUCAAGCAAAUAAGUGAUAGCCUGCUGAAUCAGACUCUGGAUGAUGCUGGACUGUUGGAGCACCUUCAGUCGGAGCCUUCGGCCAAUGUUCUGAAGAUCAGCAAUGUUACGAAUAACCGCAGUGUGUGUCUUGAGUGGGCUGAACAAGUGGAUAUUUCCAAGCCCAUGUUGGACUUCCAUGAAAAAGUUCCCGAUCCUGCCUUUAGUUGGCCCUUUGAACUGGACACCUUUCAGAAGAAGGCCAUUGUUCACUUAGAAAACAAAGAUUCUGUGUUUGUGGCAGCUCACACUUCUGCAGGAAAGACGGUAGUUGCAGAAUACGCCAUAGCACUCUCUCGACGUCACAUGACAAGGACAAUUUACACAUCUCCUAUCAAGGCUUUGUCCAAUGAAAAGUACCGUGACUUCAAAGAAACCUUUACAGACAUUGGGCUUAUCACAGGUGAUGUCCAGAUCAACAAGGAGGCAUCUUGUCUUAUCAUGACAACAGAGAUUCUCAGAUCCAUGCUUUACAACCAAUCGAAUGUAGUGGCUGACCUUGAAUGGGUUAUAUUUGAUGAAUGCCACUACAUUAAUGACCCUGAUCGGGGUGUUGUUUGGGAAGAAGUCCUCAUUAUGCUGCCAAGUCAUGUGGGGCUUGUCUUGCUCAGUGCCACGGUACCAAAUGCACUAAGCCUCGCCAAUUGGAUUGGGCGUAUUAAAGAGCACAAGCUGUACGUUAUUUGUACCACCCAGCGUCCUGUACCUUUGGAGCAUCAUCUGUAUUUCAAUCAGGAAACAUUUCUUAUCCUGGAUGCCACCAAUAAGUUUCAGACUGCCAGCUACAUGAAGGCCUGUGCAAGACGGAAAGAAACUAUGAAGGGAACUCGAACAUAUGAUGACAAGACCCGCUAUCAAGGUUUGAUACAGCACCUACGCAAGGCAGACCGGCUGCCAGCAAUCUGCUUCACCCUGUCACGUCGACGUUGUGAUGAAAAUGCCCAGUUGUUGCAAUCACUUGACUUGACCACAGCUGAGGAGAAGGGGGCAGUGCGGUGCUUCCUUCAGAAUAGCGUGAUAUCCCGUUUGAGCCGUGCCGACCAGCGGUUACCACAGCUACGCUCACUGCGAGGUCUCCUGGAAGCUGGCUUUGGUGUUCAUCACAGUGGUGUGCUGCCCAUUCUCAAGGAGGCUGUCGAGAUGCUCUUUCAGCGUGGCCUUGUGAAGGUGCUGUUUGCCACGGAGACAUUUGCUAUGGGUGUCAACAUGCCAGCUCGUACAGUUGUUUUUGACAGCAUCCGUAAACAUGAUGGCAUUAGUAAUCGGGACCUGCUGCCUGCUGAGUACAUCCAAAUGGCAGGAAGGGCUGGUCGUCGUGGCAAGGAUGCAACAGGCACAGUAUUAAUACUUUGCAAAGGAGAUGUUCCAGAGUCAUCACAGUUACAAGCAAUGAUGCUUGGUCGACCAACAGAACUGCAGUCGCGUUUCCGUGUUACAUACUCCAUGAUCCUUAACCUGAAAGCUCAGGCCAACAAGCGUGUUGAAGACAUGAUGAGGGACUCCUUCCGUGAGAACUCCAGCCAGAGUCAGAGCCUCAGCUUAGCUGAGCGUUGUGCAUCCCUGGAGAACGAGUUGAGCUCACUGGCACCUAUUGUGUGCACGACAUGUCAAGAGCUGCCAUUUGAGCUUUUGGAAGAAGAAGCUGCUGCACGAGUCACUGCCUGGGAACACAUACUUUCACAACCUCAGGCUGCACGGUGUCUGUCGCCAGGACAUUUGCUGCUCGUGCACUCCCCAGAGGGAUGUAACCUUCUUGGUGCUCUGGCCUCCUUGGCUCCCCGGGAGAAGAGACUCACUCUAUGGGCAUUGGCUGAUUCACAGCCCCGGUCAAGUGGCAAGGCCUCACUUCCCUGGCCACUCUCCAAGAAAGUUGCUGUCCCGGAUGCAGCUCUGAGUGUACAGGAGAUGACAGUCAUGUUCUGUAGCGUCCUCUGCAUUUAUGCCAAAAGCAUCAAGGUUGACCCCAAGCGCAUGUCGCUGCCUCGAUGCAGAAACGUUUUGGGACAGGAGCUACUUGAAUUAGUGGAGGCUCAUCCUGGAGGUCUGCCAGUCAUCAAUGUGGUUAAAGAGCUUCGUCUUUCAGCUAUGGAAACCGUGGAAUUGGUGAAUCAAAGCCAGCAGCUGGAAAAAAAGCUGCUUCAGAGCCAGUGCCUUAGUUGCCCAUUAUUUGAGAGUCAUUUUGAACAGGAACAGAAGCGGCGGCGACUGUCGGAAGAGCUGCGGAAGCUGCAGCACCAGCUCUCAGAGGAAAGCCUUGCCUCCAUGCCUGACUACCGAAGCCAUGUUUUGGCUCUGGAGAAACUGGGAUACGUAGAGCCAAGUGGUACGCUGACACUCAAGGGCCGUGUGGCACGCUCUCUGUCCAGCCAUGAAGUAAUGCUCACAGAGCUACUACUUCAGGAGUCGCUGCUCACCCUUGGUGCAGCUGAAGUGGCUGGUCUGUUCUCCUGUUUCGUCUAUGAGCAUCGCUGCAAGGACGAGGUCGUCAUUCCACUCUCCAUGAAGGCAGCAGUGGAAAAAUUCGUGGAGGUGGCUUGCAAGAUUGGUCAUGUGCAGCGAGAAAGCGGCUUUGAUGAACCUGCUCAACAAUUUGUAGAGCAGUUCAGCUUUGGUCUCUGCAACGUAGUGUACCACUGGGCUAGAGGCAUGCACUUUGCGCACAUCAUGGAGCUCACAGAAGUUCAGGAAGGCAUAAUAGUCAGAUGCAUUCAGCGCUUGGAUGAGCUUCUCAAAGAUGUCAAGACAGCUGCAGGAAUUGUUGGAAAUCCUGAACUUCGCACCAAGAUGGAAGAAGCUUCUCGCCUGAUCCGACGAGACAUUGUUUUUGCAGCCAGCCUCUACUUGCAGUAAGGUUUCCUUUGUGCACAUGACAGCAAAGUGGCCCAUCUUUUAUGCUACUUUAUGAAGUAGUGGAGACGGCCUGAUGGUCAUGAGGCAUCUUCCAUGUGAGGACCUGCCAGUAUGUAGCUGUUAUGUGUCUACAUUCAGAGCAUCACUGAAUGAAAUGAAAUAAUUUUCACUAGUGUGGGAUAUACAAGCCCUUUUAUAUUUAUUGGGUAUUUAUAUAAGUGGACUUGGCACUACAGUGGCUUUUUUAAAAAAUUAUACUUUUCUUCGGCAGCUUUGGCUAUUUGGAUUCACACAGGGCACAUUUUUUGUACCAACCUUGACAUACUUUAGUUUUCUAAGCUCCAUAGCAUUGUUGCUUGGUGUAUUAGAUAUAGAUAACUGCCUUUUAGAGCCAAAUAUUUGACUCUUGCAUAACUGUACUUUGCACUGCAGUGAAUUUUUCAUUUUACUUUUUUCUCUUUAACUGUAUUAUUUUCCCAUGUUAAUUGCACAUUUGCUGCCUUGAUGACAUUUAGUUCUACUAAGCUGCAUAGUACCGUAGUAUUGCUGUUUAGGUUAGUUCUUUUUAGUUAUUUUCUUCAAGCAAUUUUGCUUCGAGGUACUGUGUCGGUCAUUUACUUGAUGGUGUAAUGCUCGUAGGAAUGUAGCUUCUUGCUCAAAUCCACAGAGCACUGACAGUUUUUUUCCACUACCUUAAAUUUAUACAUCCCCGCAGCCUAUUGUUUUUAUACAGUAUCACUAAACUGUGAUACUGCAAAACUGUAGUGCCUUCAGUUUAUUUGCUUAGCUACGUCAGCUGUUCAGACUUCUGGUUAGUGUCUCAAAUUAAAAAAAAAUGAAAGAAUCUAUAGUAUUUAUGCCAAUAAAUCUUUCCACGAUCACCAAGGUGUCUCUGAGCCAGACACUGUGAUUGAUUGAAAGUGGAGAAGGUGCUCUGUGGAAAAUUAAGGAACUAAAUUUGACAUGUGCCAAAAGCACGUUGUGCUGUACUUGCAAUGUCUUCCUGUUUAAUGCUCAGAUGUGGGCAUAAGCAUUCUAUGGUGUAUGUAUUAACCUGUUCUGUGAUGGUGUACUGCUUCUGUAAGGAAUUCAUUGUGAGAUCAAUAUAAUUCAGGAGCUCACCAUUGUAGCAUAUAAGGACCUUAUGCAAAUGUCCAAGUACUAUACUACAGGUAAAAAUUUUCUCUUUGUGCAAGCUUAAAAUGCACGCAGCCUUUCUCCUAACGCUCUGACUAUUUCUGUUUUGUAGCAAUGUCUAAAGGAUUUAUUUAUUCUUUAUGUUACUGUUUGUGUCAGAAAACUAAGUGCUCAAGCAACACAUACUAGUGAAUGUCUCUAUGUACACCUAGUAUUUCAUAUCAGCCUACCAUAUUUACUCGCAUGAUUUGCGCACCUUGAUUGUUCAACUAGGUUUACUUAAAAAAGAAAAUGAUUGCGUAGUUUGCAUUCUCCGACCCGCCUGAGCUAGCCCGCAAAUGUGGGCUUGAAGAGACUAUGGAAGGACGCACUGCACGUGUGCCUUGCUCAGAAGGGAGGUGCAGUCACAAAUAAAACUGGCUGCAAGUGCGAAGUCCCUUUUUUUGAGGGCUUCACCUAAACUACAGUCCUUAGAAUUGGCCCUGAGAAUGAACAUAGUCGCUGCCUGGUGGCCACUGGCUGAAGUGCGCCUAGUGUGGCAUGGCCUCCGAGAUCGCGCGCCGGCGGGUUUCUCUCAGGCUGUCCCAAUUGCUGUACUCCCCAGUAAAAUAUUUGCAUGCCUUGCAUGACUGGCUUCCACGAAAGGGCAUGCUGAAGGAGGAUACUGGCGGCAGUAGAGAAUGCAGCAGAAAGCAGAGCGCAUGGUAUACUGGCAUGCACAAUGGUUCAUUCGAUGUUCGUUUUAAUACCUGCGGUCUAUACCAAACUGCGUAAAAAAAAAUGAAAAUGGGUGACCAUAAAUGAAUAAAAUGCUGUAACCUGUGCGUAGCUGAUGCAGUACCGGCAAUGUUCAGUCUAGACCACGGUGGCCUAGACAUAAGGCAACUGUCUCCACCCUCCUUCUUGUCUCUUGCUUCUGCGGUGCGACAGGAGGUAGUAGUUAGGAAAAUACUGUGAAAGCCUUGCAGGCAAGUGCGAAGCAUUGUGUGCUGUGAGCUCAGAUCUCGUGCCAGACCCAGUGGCAUCGGCAACAUUGCAAGAAGACAGCAUGCCGAGUGCUGAUUCCAAGUGUCAAGUUUGGUCAGCUAAGUUAGCGUUCCUCUCCAGCAUGUGCUCGACCUUAUUUUUAUUUAACUCCGUUAUGUUGAGGUGUUGUUGCGGUUACCUUGCGUGGAUGCUUCACUGGCAUUGUAGGAAAUGGAGAGGAAAUUUCGGCUUCGCCGUUGUGCACACACUGUGCUACCUGCUGAUCUGUUCCUAUGCUGUUUGUCUCACUAUUUUCACUGGUGUGGCAUCUGGGAAUACACAGCAGAGCUUCAAAAAUUUCGGUUUCAUAUCGCUGGUUUUCUUGAAUGUUGAUGUGACCAGGGCUGCCAGAAGUUCUUCAGAAUUUUACUUAGGUUAGGCACAAUUUAGUCGCUGUUUUUUUUUCAAGCUGAAUGACCUCGAUUGAUGAAAAGAGUUUAUUGGAGUCGCAUAUUCAUGGUGCGUGCAAUGCAAUCCUGACAAGCUAGUCUAACAACGUUUGGUUCCUCCGCGUUUUUGCACUCUAGGAUACGGGCAAAGUAUUAUACUUACUCGGUGGUGCCCAGUAAGUGAACCCGGCACCUCUGAGCGCACAAAAGUGCGGCCUUUUAAAGUGCGUUAGUCACAUGCAUAUUUGCAUAUGCCGCUUUCCAAUAACUAGUUCUCUUUUGAUUGUGGGAUUGGCGAUGAUCAGUCGUUUUUGAUAUAGUGAUCUGUUGUUUUAUCAAGGUGACUUCUCAUGUCACGUUUUCACAGAGAACUCGGUGGGGAUGAGAAAAACACCUUUACUUUACUUAGGCUCUGCUACAACUGAUUCGUCUUCAGCGGUAGGGCGAGUUCGAGACCUGAGUGUCAUUGUGCCCAGCCUAAUAAUGGUUCUCUGUUUUGUUUCCUUCGCCAGUGCCCCCAUACUACCCCUACUAUACAGUUCACAAACUUUGAGGUACAGUGCAUUUCUAGCUCAUGCGGAUCUUUGACACUUUUAAGAGCUUUGAUAUAGGAGACUCAUAUCUACAACAGUAAAACAAACAAACAAACAAACAAAAAACGCAUUUGAGCACAAAUAGGCCCCAGCAUGCACUUUGCCUCCCCCUCUCAUACACCUUGACCUGACAUUUCCAAAUCAGUGUGAGGUCAUGUAAAGACGAAAAAUCAUUUUUUGCUCGCCUCAUGCAAGCUGCGUCAACACUGCGGCAGUCUUUCGGACCUUAAACAGUGAGUGCCGCCGUGCAGAGGAAAAGCGGGCCAUGCCCACCUCUGAAAUGAUGCUCAUUCUGUGUGGUUAGAAUGGCUACCUCUGAAAUGAUGCAAAUUCUGUGCAAUGGAGACAGCCGAAGAGAAAUCCGCCGGCGUGCCAUCUCGGAGCCACGAGUUUGGAUUGCUCCCUGCGUCAUAUGCUAGCCAUGUGAGGCUUGCAUAUGAGCAUACUUCAUGCUUGUCCUCAAGGGUCACAUUGUCCCGCUUUGUUACUGCAAGUUUAACUGCUUGAACAUUUGCCUAGCACGAUCUACAGACACAUAUUGCCUUGCUAGGCUGUAUAUGCACUGCAAUAAGAUCAGUUCGUGCACAUGCUGAGAGUGCAGUGUGUUGUCAUCGUACUUUCCAUUAGCCAGGAUCAUGUCAAUGUAGGUGCCGCUUCUUAGUUGAAUUACAUUGUUAAGUGCACUUGGCACUGUCCUAAACAAAAGGAGCAUUAAAUGUUGUGUGAAUGCGGUGUUUUAGCAACUCAGUUAUAAAUGAUGUUUUGCAUUAUUGUGAGGUGUUCAACUGUGGCGCUGUUGCUGAUCGGUUAUGCAACAAUCUUUAAUUGUGCUUGAGAUAACUUUUUAUUGUACAGUGGUGGCCCCACUACAGCGAAAUAUUUUUGUCUAGUAAAUUCUGACACUUCAGUACUUAAAUCGCCCCUUAAAAAGAACAGAAAAUAGAAUGACAUGGAGGGGAUUAAUUUUCUGUUGCCGUGCACAAUUUUAUUGAUAGGUGAAAUUUACACAAACACACUCGUGUGCUUAGAUUUGGGUUCGUAUUAAAAAAUCCAGAUGGUCAAAACUUAUGUCGUAUAUUUUCAUGCAAAACGUCUUUUUUUAAUAUUAUCUUGAGCACUUUUGUGGCAUUGUUAUUAUAGACUGAUGAAAAGAGCAGACAUUAUCUGCUUGAAAAAAAAAAAAAAAAAACCUGUUGUCCCAUCAAUAAAUGAACCUUUUUUGCAACACUGUCAUGCAGAUUAUCAAUCGAAGAAAGCUGCAUGCUUAACUGUUAUCUUUUUAUGCUGCUAUUUGAGUAAGAACAAGAGCGUUUAAGCACUGUCAGCCACGUAACCUUCCUGAAUAAACUUAUCAGCUGUCCUACGUUCAUUUCAUGAAGAACUGAAUAGAAAAAUUGCGAAUGCAUAUUUCCGGUUGUUUUAGCUCAUCACCCAAAAAGUAUGGGAUUUCUUUGCUUAUAUUUUUUUAGUAUCAGAGACCAGCAUGCGUGAUGCAAAGAAUGAAUUCAGUCGCAAUAGAGCAAUGCAUAGUAGGCAGGACACAUGCUCAACACUUACAAAUAAAAAUACAAGAAGCAUGACACAACUCGAAAAUGCUGACACUUGGCAAGCGUGAACAUCCUUUUCAAUGGCAGAUGGCGUUUCUCUCUAGAAUAAUAGUAAUGUUCAGCGAGCUUCACACAUCCAUUUGGCAACGAACAACACACAUAAUAUGAAUAGGGUGCAGUCAAUGAACCUUAUUCGCCUAGAGUGGGCUCACACCAUUUAGCAAAAAAG